UUUGCUGACCUCAGACAACGAAAAGCAAAAGCCAACGUCGCGCAGCCGCAGAAAAAGGCGUCGCAGAGGAAGGGCUCGGCUGUCCACACGCAUGACCUUCCGCAGGAAGAGCACGCACUAGCGGCCCAGGGGCUUGGUGAGGGGGUACAGAGUAAGGCUGAAGACUCCAACCUACUGGAGAGUAAGGCUGAAGACUCCAACCCGCGAGAGUCAACAACAGAGACAGAGGAAUUUACAAUAAAUUCUGCUGCUGAAUACAGUGAUCUUGAUGCUAAGAUGUGUGAGGCAAGAGCAGCUGAGUUAGAGAACAGACUCCUGGAGAAACAGGAAGCAGUCGAAGGAAUCACUGCACAUAUGGAUGAGCUACAGGAACAGCUUACCCAGCACAGUGACUCUAUGAACCUUCAGGAAACUGCUGUUCAAGAGGAGAACGAAGUCAUCAGGAAGUUAACAAGCUGCCUUCAACAAGCAGAGGAGGAUCAGGAUGACCUACAGGAAGAGGCUUCAUGUGUAGCUGGUCAGAGCCAUGAGUUACAGCUUCCAUUACACCAGGUUAAUGAGAUUCUGAGGAGGAAAAGCCCUGGAAAAAAUGAAGUCCUAGAAGCCCAGCAGCAGAUGUCCUUGUUUCAAAACCAUCUCAGAAAGCAAAAUGCACAUUUGGUGAUGCUGCGUCAGAAAGCAUGUGAUUGGGAAGAACAGCUUGAGUCUUCUCAAAAGAAUACUGAUGAUAAAGAAAACCUGCUUGCCCAAAUGGAAGAGGAUACGAAAGAUACAGUGCAACAGCUACACAAAAGCAUAGGAGGAAACGAACAACAUAUUAAAAGUCUUCAAAAUGUAUUGACAUCAGAAAGACUUAGCUUGCAUAUUCUACAACGUACCCUUGCUCUACGGGACUCAGAAAUAACAGAAUUAAAAAAUGAAAUAGCUCUGUGCAAAAUGAAAGAACAGCAACGUAUUGAAGAACUGAAAAUUGGUUAUGAAAAGGAUAUUUGCAGACAGUUGGAAAACUUGAGGGCUAAGCUGGAGAAGUGCCACAGAAGAGAGAUUGCAGAAGCCGAGCAGGUAUAUGAAGAACAAAUUACUUUAAAAUAUAAGAGUGAAUUUGAACAGUUAAAAAAAGAACUCUGUGCUCUGAAUUCUGAAGAACACAUUCAGAAUUUGAAUGGUAUAAUAAUUGACUUAAAUAAUGUUCUUCAUGAGUCUGAAAUUAAUAAAGACAAUUUGAGAAGGAAACUUGAAAACCAACAGGAAGACUUCCAGAGAGAAAAAUCUGAAAUUGAGACUAAAUACAAGGACUUAAUUGAUAGCCUUAAGUCUCAACUUUCAGAUGCAGAAGAGCAGGUCAAGGAAGCCCAGCGAUACAAAGAAGAAAAUCAGCUCUUGAGUGAAGAGAUUCAGAAACUGAAUAUUUUCAUCCAAGAAUUAAAUGAAAAGCAACUUAAUGAGGCUGAAAAAAGUAUACUUGUGAGGCAAAAGCCUGAUGAAGGGAUUGUCUCCAAUAAAAAGCUAAUGAAAUUAUGUGAAAAACAGAUUUUACCGGAGGUGUCACAGUUGCAGAGUGCAGAGUUUGAGGAGAUGUGGUGUAUUCCGCAUCAGUUGAAAGGUAAAGAUGAGCUAGUUCACAAAGAACUAGAGUUCCAGCAUGACUUGGGAGUAGACUCCUCAAGUGAUCAAUUAGAGGAAACUAAGAAUUCAAAUAUUACAGAGAAUAAUCACAGGGAGAAAAGUAGUGAAGGAGAUAAGCUGUAUGAAGAACACUUGUCAGAACUAGAGCUUCUUAGUGGUGCUGAAGGCAUAUUGGCUAAAUAUCUCAUCUCCACAGAGAUACCAGAAGAGUCAUAUGUGUCCAGCACUUCUGAAGGUUAUGUCAUUGAAGGAGGCAGAUGCAGUAGCUUAAAUAGUAGUGUGCUGCUAGAACCCAGCAGAGAUUUUAUACCAUCUCCAUUAAACUUUGGCCUUGAUAAGGAAACUUGUCCUAGCAGUUUGGCUCCAGAGACUUUUGAAGAGGCUGAGGUGGGAGCAGAGGGCUUUAUUUCAUUUUUAGGAGAUAAUUCCCUGCAGCAAAACAAAAUAAGUGACCACAGUGAUGUAAAGGAUGAUGAAACAGCUUGUUUAAUAGAGAGAUGUGUGAAGCUAGCUGACCAGCUCCGUGAGAAGGAGUUGGCCUUGAAGAAAGCUUACAAGGAGACUCAAGAAGCUGUUGACAAAUGGGAAAAAGUGAUGGCUGAGCUCUCUUGUGUGCGUGAGAAACUGCAUGAGGAACGUGAAGCACGAAUCUCUUGUGAAAAAGAACUUCUUCAAAAAACACAGGAGGAGAAAGAGCUUGAGAACGAAAUAAUGUUUCUAGUAAGGCAGCAGGGUAAGGGUGGAGGCCAAGCUGACUGUGCUGUAGAGCCUUUAACACAAGUGUCAAAAUCCCUGGUGACCUGGCAAGAAAUGGUAAAAGACCUGGUAAAAGAGAGAGAAAUGUUGAUGGUGCAGCUGCAAACUCGGGAGCAAUUAGUGAAGGACGCUCAAGAGCAGAAAACAGGUUCUGAUUCUGCAGCAAGUGAAGUACAGUCUGGUUUUAGAUGUCAGUUAGCUGCUCUGCAAAGUCAAAGGGAUCAAAUACAAAGCCAGCUUGAUGCUCAGAAGGCUGAAAACCAGAGGAUAGCAGAACUGCUUGGUCAGAAAACUGUAUCUGAAGAGGCACUGGUAAAAGAACAGGAGUUGCUCAAAGCUGAAAUCAGUAACAAAGAACAAGAUUUAGCACUCUUAUUGAUGGAGAAAACAGCCUUAGAAGAAAGACUAUCCAAUGUGGAGGAGGAUCUUGUAAAGGCAGAAAAAGCAGAAGCAGAUAGUGCUUGCAUCAUUGAGGAUCUUGAAAAAAACAUACAUGAACUUCACACUGAAGUGAAAAAUCUCAAAGAAAUGCAGGAGUGUGAGAGACUGGGUUAUGAAGACAGGUUAAACUUCAGCAACUUAGAAAUUCAUAAACUUAAUGCUGAAAUAAAGGCAAGAAACGUUGAAUACAGUCAGAAAAAAAGCCAGUUAACUGAAGAAAUCACCUGUCUGAAGAAAGCUUAUUUGGAGCUUGAGACUCGCUUCCAGUCUGCACAGGAGGCACAAUCCGAGCUGGUGAAAUAUUACAAGGAGGAGAUGGAUAAAAUGGAGGCUCAGCGCCUUGCUGAAUUAGCUCAAGUGAGUCUGAAACACAAGAAAGAGAUAGAAGAAUUAGAUGCUGAAAUAAAAGAUAAAGUGGAAAAACAGCAGAAGUUGGAAGAAGAAAAAAAGGAACAGAUUGCUUUAAUAAAAAAGAUACAUGAACGAGAGCAUGACAGAGAAAUCUCUGAACUGGUUACUAAACAUGAAGAGGAAAUGGAGAAGCUCCGUGCUGAACUAAAUAAAGAACAGGAGCGCUUGUUGGAUGAACUCCGGCAGCAAAUGGCAGCCACACACAAAGCAGAGUCUGAGCAAGCCCAGCUCCAAUCACAAGCACUGCACAGCCUUGAAUUGGAAGCCUUACGCCUAAGCUUAAAUAACAUGCACAUCUCUCAGCGUGAGCUCAUGCAGUCUAACUUGAGAAAAGAGAAGGAAACUGCCCUUGUGGAACUACGGGAGAUGCUCAAUGAUAAACGUGCUCAGGAGGUAGCGAUUCUGCAGAGCCGCCAUCAGAUGGAGUGGGAGAAGGUUAAAGAACAGUCUCUGAGGGAAAAAGAAGACCUGAAGUCAAAGUAUCAGCAAGAACUAGUUGAUCAGAGAAAGAAAAUAGAAUUGGAAAUGGAAGAGGCACGUAUCCAGGCACUAGAGAGUCUCAAAAAAGACUGGGAAUUGGAAUCUGACAUGCGUCUAAAAAAUAUGUGUGAAGAACUGUCUGAGAAACAUGAGACUGAAAUGACGGAACUGCAGAAAACUCUGGAAAAGGAGUUGGAAAAAGUCAAAGCAGAGCUGGGGCUGCUUUCUCAUGAGAAUGAACAGUCUAAAAUAAAAUGUGUGGAACUGGAGAAGCAACACCAGUUAGCCAUUACAAAAUUACAAGAAGAACUGGAGACUGAAUAUAAUCGACACCUUGAAGAUAUGAAGAUGAAAAGCCAAGAAAAAGAACAGAAUCUUCAGAAGCAGCUGGAGGAACUUCAGGUCACGCAUGAAGAGCUCAAGACUCGUUCACAAGAAGAAAUCAGGGAGCUUUGGUCCCAGCUUGACAGUACCCGAGCAAAUCGACAGGAGCUAAGUGAUGGUGAGACCAGAAUGCAAGCCCAUGGUCCAGAGCUGAAAGAGCAGCUCCUGGCUCGUGCAUCACGGGUGGAGGAAAUAGAGCAUUUGAAACAAGAAUUUGAACAGCAGCGUCAGCAGAGAAAAAUUGAGCAUGAAACUGAAUUGGAACAACUGAGACUUUAUUUUGAAAAUAAGUUAAUUGUGGCUGAAGAAAACUACAGAGAAGAAUUGACUUUGCUGCACCAGAGACUACAAGAUCUGAAGGACUACUCACUGUCAGAGUUGGAUGUGAGUCAAGAUCAAGCAGGGGACAUCAGUUUGGAAAAUCCUGCCGCAGUUUUUGAAGAGGCUGCUGAGAAGGGGAGAAGGAAUACACUUGGUCAGCUAAAUCAACAGCUGGAACAGCAUCAGGAAGAACUUGCCUGUUUGCAGGUAGAACUUAAAGAACAGCACAGACAUGAAUUAGAUUCCUUAAGAUCUUCCCUUACACUUCAAUAUAAGAAGGACCUAAUGAAAAUGACGAUGGAUUUGUCAGAAAAAUAUAUAACAGAAAUUGAGGAAAUUAAAAGAAAACAUUGUUUAGAACUUGAGCAGCUACGUGCCCAACUUUCAGAAGAACAUAUAAAAGAAAUCACCAAACUGCACCUACAGAGUGCUCAAGAUGCAGCGCGUCAAGUUGAAAUGGAGGUGGCUGAGCGAGCGUCUGUGCUGGAGGAAGAGCACAAAGCUAAGCUCUCCCUCCUCCAGUCUGAGAAACGGCAUAUUGCAGAGCUUUCAGAAGAAAUAGAGCACUUAAAGGAUGAGAUUACUAAACAAAAAGACUCCUCUGUGCAGAAUGAAAAGCAUUUGAAAGAGGAAAUGCAAAAGAUAGAAUACAAAAUUGCUGAGGAUCACAAGAAUCAACUAAGGGAAGCCAGAGAAGAAGUUCAGAAAAUAGAGGCUAUGUACAAAGAAAAAGAGAAGAAAUGGAAAUGUGAAAUUGAGGACCAGAGAAUCCAAGCAGAAGAGACGUUAUCGUCGCUGCGUAUAGAAUUGCAAAAUAAAGCAGAAUGUGAGAAGCAGAAUUUACAAAAAGAGUUUGAACGUCGAGAGGCUGAAAUGAAUCAACUUCAUGAUCACCAAGCUGCCAAAAUUCUAGAAUUGGAGAAGCUGGUAAAAGAGCAGCAGAACAACUUACAGCAGCUAGAGGACAGCCUUGCAAGUGCACAGACUAUGCAGAAAUCUCAGGAGCAAUAUGAUGCUGACCUGCAGGCAGCCAAAGCUCUCAUGGAAAAAGAAAUGGAAAAGGUCACAGUUUGUCUGAAGGAAGAAUGUGCACUGAAACUUAUGGAAGCACAAAGCAAGUUUAUAGAAGAACACAAAGCUGUGACUAAGAAAUUCACAACUGAGCAAGAGAUUCUUCUUCAAGAGCUGAAAAAUAAACAUGACGAUGAGCUGGAACUCCAAAGUCAGCAGUUACAGGAGAAGCAUAAGCAGCAAAUUUUGUCUCUUACAACCGAGUUUCAGACAAAGCACCAAGCUGAAAUUGAGACACUUAAAUCUACACUAGAAAGUAAACAGCAGAUUCAGCUUGAAACUUGUGUUGCUGAACUACAGGCGAAGCAUCAGGCGCAAAUCAAUGAGUUGGAGGCCAAACACUUAUCAAAUCUGGAUUCCCUGGAGUCAUCCUACAUAUCUGAAAUUCAGAAUAUAAGAGAUGAACACAGUCAGGUUCUUGAGAAGCUGCGGCUGCAGCAUGUAGAACAGCUCCAUGAAAAGGAUAAAAUAGAUCAAGCACGCUUGAUUCAUGAGAUAGAGAUGUUGAAAAUAAAGCAUGCUGAAGAACUUCAGCUUGCCCAAAAUAAUUUGAAAAUCAAGCUAGCUACUGUUCAUGUGGAAAACCUUAAAGCCAUGGCUGUUGAAACAGAAGAAGCUCAUAAGGAUGAUAUAAACACAGCUCUUCAAAAUCAAAGGAGGUUGCUGGAAGAGGAAAAACGUCUGGCCCUGGAUGCAUUACGUGAGGAAGUAUUGCACAUGGAGGAAAAACACAGGAAAGCACUCCAAGAACUUCAGGAUCUUCAUGAGACAGAAAUUAAGAAACAUAAGGAAGAAUUCUCCAGGGAGCUGGAAAAAGAGUUGGAGAAACUAAAAGCACAGCAUGAACAUGAGCAAGAGAUGUAUGCUUCUGCAUCAGCCUCUGAAGUAGAAACUGUGCGAACAGCUCUUCUGGCUCAAUUUGAGGAUGUAAAAUUGAAGCAGCAGCUUCAGUUCCAGGAAGAGAUUGAGCUACUGAAGUGUCAGUCAGAGGUACUGCUUGAGCAGCAGAUUGCACAGCUGAAGGAUGAAUUUGAAGCUGAAAAAAAGGCAUCACUACAUGACAAGGAGCAGAUGUUGAUUCAAGAGAGGGAGAAAGCUCAAGCAGCUCACCAAAAGGAGCAAGAGAUGUUAACAGCCGAGCUGCAGGAAAAAGGGGCAAUAAUUACCCAGCUGGAGAAGAGAGUAGAGUCUUUAAACCAUGAAAUAGAGGAGACCAACUCUGAACUGGAGACACUCCUUCAGCAGCGGGACAGAGAAAACCAAGAAGGAGAGAAUCUGGUAGCCAUGUUGAGAUCAGAUAUUGAGCAGUCCAAGGAUGAAAG
Merops nubicus (carmine bee-eater) is the source of this 6812-nucleotide messenger RNA. Its product is annotated as golgin subfamily A member 4-like. Gene Ontology annotation, molecular function: molecular adaptor activity; DNA binding. Gene Ontology annotation, biological process: signal transduction. The transcript has 23 exons. The record is from RefSeq and is a predicted model, not a curated record. The annotation marks the transcript as partial. Lineage: Eukaryota; Metazoa; Chordata; Aves; Coraciiformes; Meropidae.